This is a messenger RNA of Chironomus riparius, 1974 nucleotides long. The record is from the annotation of a GenBank genome assembly. Lineage: Eukaryota; Metazoa; Arthropoda; Insecta; Diptera; Chironomidae.
AUGUCUCACUCGAUAGCAAUUUUAAGUCGACAAAUGACACAAUUGUUAUGGAAUUUGACAUUCAUGAAAGCAAAAGUGCUCGUUAUGAUGAUAAUUGUGAUAACAUUCAGUCAUGCAAAUAACACAUGGGAUAAUUGGAUACGAUUCGAUGAGAAUUAUUUGCUACAGUGGAGUGUAAAGGAUGCAGAUAUAACGUUCGAGAUGCAAGUUAGGACGCAUGGUUAUGUUGGAUUCGGGCUGUCACGUGAUGGAACGAUUUAUGGUGCAGAUGUCUUCAUAUCGUGGAUUGAUGAUGGUCACAUGUUCUUUUACGAUUGCCACAUCAAGACACACACACAGACAAGCGAGCCAGUCGUGGACACAUCACAAGACUAUGAGCUGUUAUCAGGCAGUGAGAACUCAACCCACACAAUUCUGAGAUUUCGAAGGAAGUUAAACACAUGCGAUGACAAAUCAGAUGUUCCAAUUACGAACGACACAAUGAACAUAAUCUUCUUAUACACAGACGAGAAGCCAAAGCGGGGUCAAUUCCGCAGUGAUAAUUCACCAAAUUUAUCUCACGCAAUUCUCCAAAUUCGAUCACUUUUACUCCUCCAACGUAGUCCAAAUUUAAUCAGCAAUAGCAACAAGACAUUCGAAAUGUUCGAGAUCCGCAAUGACAUGUCCAACGUGACAUCACACGGAUUACUCAAAUGGUGCCAUAGUUUUAGAAAUAAAUUAACAAAUCAUCACAUUGUACGAUACGAGUCGAUAUUUUCAUCACUAGAAUCAAAGAAUUUCAUCAAUUUUAUGAGAAUUUAUGAGUGUAAAUCGCAGCUUAGUGACUUAAGGAAUGCUGAUGAUGUCAAUGAUGAGUGCAGCGAGAGAUUAAAACUUGAACGGAAGUGCUUCACAACAAUUGCAAUUUGGACGAAAGGAUCUGAUGGAUUUACAUACCCAGAUGAUGUGGGAUAUCCAUUAGACAGUACAGAGUCCGACAACUUCCUUCUCGAGAUCCAUUAUCAAGACAUUCCAAAAGAGUUUCAAGACUCAUCCGGAUUUCGGAUCUUCCACACGUCUGAGCGACGAAAAUUUGACGCCGGAACAAUUGCAAUGAACAUUCGACCAAACUUCCUUCACAUUAUUGCCCCGGGAUAUAAACGUGUUGUGUCUAUUGGACAUUGUACAUCAAAUUGCACGCAAAAAGCAUUUCCAGUUGACGGAUUGAAUAUUUUCGGCAUAACAAUGCAGACACAUAGUGCGGGUACAAUGGUGAAAAUUAAUUUAGUAAGAAAUGGAGAGGAACUUGAGCCAUUAGCACAAGACUCUAAUCUCAAUUCAAAUUAUAUUGAGACACGUCUAUUGAAUAAUUCAAGGAAAUUAUAUCCUGGUGAUCAUUUGAUGGUCGAAUGCACAUACAAUUCAUAUAAACGUGAGCGAUUCACGCUGGGUGGCGAGUCAUCGAAUGAAGAAAUUUGUAUGGCAAAUAUUAUGUAUUAUCCGAGGCAGGAACAACUCGUUGCAUGUAAUUCACAAUCGAAAAUAUCGGAUGUCCUUAGGGCACUUGGAAUUGAGGAACUUGGGAAGAAUUGGAAUCAAACAGUCAUAACGAAGCCGGAUAGGUAUGCAGGAAGAACGCUUGAGAAACAUUUGGAACUUUAUGAUUGGAAGAAUGAGUUCUUUACAUUUGAGAGAAUCAUAAAGACAUCAGCAUUUGAUGGUUAUUGUAACAGUGCUUUUGUUGCCACACGGAUAUCAGGAACGCCAGCCGUGAUAACAAAGCCAUAUCGUCCACCCGACUCAUUCUGCACCUCACCGCGUUCCAAUAAACAAACAAACGACGACGAUGCAAAUGAAAAUUCUAUCGAGGAUGAUAAGAGCAAAGAAGUACGAAGCCCAUCGACAUUAUUGCAGCAAACAUCAAAUAAUGAAUGCAACCAGGCAACCGUUUCGAUAUUCGUUCUUAUGGCCAUCAUUCGAGUAUUCAUUGUGUAA